Messenger RNA from Branchiostoma belcheri (Belcher's lancelet), 2176 nucleotides. Its product is annotated as sialin-like. Gene Ontology annotation, biological process: transmembrane transport; monoatomic anion transport. Lineage: Eukaryota; Metazoa; Chordata; Leptocardii; Amphioxiformes; Branchiostomatidae. The transcript is spliced from 12 exons. The coding region runs from base 74 to 1642 and encodes 522 amino acids. The record is from RefSeq and is a predicted model, not a curated record. Gene Ontology annotation, molecular function: transmembrane transporter activity.
UGUUGUUUUUUCUGAACACAUCGUGAUAUUGCGAGUUACUGUCUAUUUUGUAACGUAACGUACGUACAGAGAAAUGGAUGAGACAGGCAAGAACGUCACGUCAUCAGAUGAUGACAAAGCGGAGACAAAGUCAGGCCGGGAAUCUAAAAAAGAAAGCUGCUGUUUGCUGGCACACCAACUCCCGGCUCGGUACGUUCUGGCUGCCCUGUUUUUCUUUGCCCACGUCGCAAUGAAAUUCAGGGGCGGAUUCUCUUUAGCCAUUGUUGUCAUGGUGAACAGCUCAUCAACGGCGACAGCUGUCAAUCAAACCGGGACCUACCAGCUCUGUCCGAGCAGUGAGUCAGCAAACCAGAACAGUCAAGGGGAACUGGACUGGAGUGAGAGUGUAAAGGGAGUUUUACUCGGUGCCUACUUUUAUGGAUAUAUUAUUACACAGGUCAUGGGUGGAGUGCUGGAGCGCAAGUUCGGCGGUAAGAUAGUAUACGGGACGGGCAUGUUUGUUGCAGCGGCCCUGAACGUUCUCAGUCCCGUGGCCUCACGGGCGAGUCCCUGGGCGAUGUUUGCUGUCAGGUUCAGCAUGGGACUGGUGUCUGGAGUUCUGUUCCCCUCCUUCUACGGACUCUGGGGCCGAUGGGCACCUGCUACUGAAAGGACAAAGCUUCUGGCAUUUUGCUACAUAGGGUUGCCCCUCGGUAACGUCAUCAACUACCCACUGUCGGCCUUCCUAGCUGCCGAGCUGGGCUGGGAGGCUAUCUUCUAUAUCCCUGGCGCUUCCGUGGCAGUUUGGCUCGUAGCAUGGAUUCUCCUGGCUUACGACUCUCCCGCAAAACAUCCACGGAUCUCAAAGGAAGAACAGAAGUACAUCGAAGCCAGCACCGGGCUGAGGGAACAACAGAAGCGAGCAGUUCCUUGGCUGAAGCUACUCACAUCGCCUUCCGUUUGGGCACUCGUCAUUGGUCAGUUCAGUUCGAACUGGGGAAUCUACUUCCUGGUUACCCAACUGCCGAACUACAUGAAAACUGUGUUGGGAUUCAACAUUAGAGCGAAUGGCUUGCUGUCUGCUCUUCCGUUCAUCGUUAGUAUGAUCUCCAUGCUGACGUCAAGCUUUGCAGCCGACCGCUUGAUUCAAGGCGGGAAGAUCCCCAAGGUGUGGAUAAGAAGAGGAUUCGUUAUCAUAGGGUUUACUGGCGCGGCAAUCUGCGGAGUGGUCCUGGCGAACCUGAGCGGAUGUGAGCCGGUCGCCGCCAUUGCCCUGCUAUGCACCACGGAGUUCUUCAACGGGCUGACGGUGGCGGGGUUCCGCGCCGUCCAUGUGGAGUUCGCGCCCAGGUUCAGCGGCGUGACCUUCGCCCUGGCCAACAUGGGGGGAACCGCUGCUGGCAUCUUCGCUCCGCUGUUGGUCGGACUUGUCACAGAUAACGAUCCAACCCUCGCAGGCUGGUCCACAAUCUUCUACAUAGGAGCGGCUAUUCAGGGUGUGGGAGGGGUUUUCACCGUGGUGUUCAUGCGCACUGACGUCCAGCCAUGGGCUCGGGAAGAGGGCGACCAAGACCCCAACAUCGAUUCCAAGGAUCUCGUCAUCGCCAAUGAGUUUGCCGAGAUGCCGACGAAGGUUGCGGAGAUGCCGAACACCAAAUUAUGAAUAGUCCAGCCUGAAUAAAUCAUGCCAACCUAACUUACCGGAGGGAGUCAAUUAGCCCCUAACAUUGAGAAACUGUGUAACGCAGACUAAAGAAUAGUCUUACUACCGUGAUUUUCCUACCUGCCUACUGGGGGAAUGGAUUUACAAAGUUGUUUUGAAUGAAAAAUUUAAGUCAUGAUUUUACAUACAAUGACUGGUGAUAUUGUCUGAUGCCUAUCACACAUAUCAUUGCAAGAAAUACAACGGGAAUAAUCAUUUAGAAUAUAGUUGCACCUAAGAAUUAAGACAUUGUCCUACGGAUAAAAAUAAUGCUGCGUCCUGGGAUCUGAUUAAGCUAAAAGCGAGACCUGUCAUAGCGCUUUGUUUUCGAUGUGUGUACCUGUCUGUUGGCUUGUAUGUCUGUAGCUAUUUGAGUAAAGUAAGGUGACAGGAAAUGUAAGGGGGAAAUGGUAUAACCGCAGACUGACAAGAAGGUAGAAUUUUAGGUGAAAAUGGUCUUCCUGCAGGAAAUGACGGUGGAAUAUGGACAGAAUC